Molecule: messenger RNA, 723 nt
Organism: Microdochium trichocladiopsis
Lineage: Eukaryota; Fungi; Ascomycota; Sordariomycetes; Xylariales; Microdochiaceae
Exons: 2
Coding region: 1-723 (240 amino acids)
Source: RefSeq, a predicted model, not a curated record
AUGAGCUCUAGGCCUUACGCAGACAUCAUCACUAUUCGCUUUACAGAUCAAGUGCUUCACGUACACAGCUUUUUGGUCAAAAGAUUCCCCAAACUUCAUGCUUUGGUUUCCACGCACAACGAAGUGGAUAUGCAUGAUGUAUCUGGCGCGGCUGGCCAUACCAUUGUCAAUUACCUUUACAAUGGCACCUACGAGAUUCUCACCUCGGUCAAUGACGCCGGCAUGCCUGCAAGCCACAACGACGAUGCCCUCCACAGCAGCCUCGAGGUGUAUGCAGCCGCGCGCAAGUUCCAGCUUGACGCACUCCAGAAGUCGGCGGAGGAGGAUAUCAAGAGCCGGACUGCACAUAUCAAACCUCUCGAUGCCCUUGCCCUCGUUAAGAAGGUCUUUCCAUUCCACGAUGCGGGUGAUACCUGGCUGCGUGGCUACAUGAAGAAACUGCUGGAUGCCGCUUACUCGGACGUCGAAGCGAUCCUGGCAUCGAACAUUUUGACUGCUGAUCAUACCGAUCAGACUGUCUCAAUCACUGAGAUGCUUCUCCGCACUGUUAUUGAUUGCAUGAGAGAAAGGGAGGUGCGGAGCAGGAAAGCGCAAGAAGCUGAAGAGCCAGAGGGAGAUGCGGCGAGCCGGGAAGCCACAGAUUAUUGGCAGCUCUAUAAAGCUAGUUCUGACUCCAACGGCGGGUCAGAACCCCAUCGUGUAGCCACCACAAUUGAUACCUGA